CAUGAGUUUCGUGGUGUCGGAGCGGGAGGCGAGCCAAUCCGGAGAAAUCCAUUGCGACACCAUCUGCUACCGCGGCCGGCCCAUCGACGUCAACGUCCAAGGCAAAACACUCGCCAAGGCCUUGCACUACUGCAAGAAGCACGCCUACUCCGGCGGCCACGACCUCCGCGCCUGGGACGCCAAGUUCGUCGGCGACCUAGAUCUCGAGACACUAUACGAUCUCAUCCUGGCUUCCCACAAACUUGAAAUCCAAGGGUUGCUUGCACUCACCUGUCAGACUCUCGCCAAUAAGAUCAAGGGCAAGUCGCCCCAUGAGACCUGUCAUGUACUCCCUCCGAGGGAGUACUAA
This is a messenger RNA of Triticum aestivum (bread wheat), 349 nucleotides long. Its product is annotated as SKP1-like protein 11. The record is from RefSeq and is a predicted model, not a curated record. The transcript is spliced from 3 exons. The coding region runs from base 2 to 349 and encodes 115 amino acids. Lineage: Eukaryota; Viridiplantae; Streptophyta; Magnoliopsida; Poales; Poaceae. Gene Ontology annotation, biological process: ubiquitin-dependent protein catabolic process.